Messenger RNA from Saccharomyces mikatae IFO 1815, 1479 nucleotides. It is a transcript of the gene PCL8, whose product is annotated as Pcl8p. The transcript has a single exon. Gene Ontology annotation, biological process: regulation of cyclin-dependent protein serine/threonine kinase activity. The record is from RefSeq and is a predicted model, not a curated record. NCBI's taxonomy places the organism in Eukaryota, Fungi, Ascomycota, Saccharomycetes, Saccharomycetales, Saccharomycetaceae. Gene Ontology annotation, cellular component: cyclin-dependent protein kinase holoenzyme complex; nucleus. Gene Ontology annotation, molecular function: protein kinase binding; cyclin-dependent protein serine/threonine kinase regulator activity. The coding region runs from base 1 to 1479 and encodes 492 amino acids.
AUGGCUAAUGAGCAAGAUCCCAAUAAGUCUCUCCUUAAUGACGUUCUGGCUCGGAGUAUGUCCGAACUUUAUGAUGAUGAUGACGAUAACGAUAGUGAUAUGUGUAGGGCAAACGAUGAAGGAGAGGAUGUUUUUGAUCUCCCACUUAAAGCAAGUGUGUCUCAGAGUCGGAACUUCUCUGAAGUAAACGAUGUAUUAGAUCCGCUUUCUAGUUUGCAUGGCCCGUCCAAGAAGGUUAGGUUUGAACAGCAAAAGCAACAACAGCAACAACAGCAAAUUAAUAAUGACUUUAAUACAAACGUAAACCUGAGAAGCCCGUCCGGCAAAAAAAUGGGUGUAGAGCAGCUAAUACAGUCUGCGAACGAGAUCAACGAUUUCUUCGCUAACAACAUUGACAAGGUAAAUGGCUUUAACUCGGAGCUUUUGAGCAGUAGUAGCAAGUUACCUGGAAGGGCAAAGAGCGACACAGCAACUCAAGGUACCGGUCGCUUAGAUUCUAUGUCCAACUUUGCUUUGAGCGACACCGAGCUAGACAAUGAUGAUGAUAAUUAUCUCUUGGAUCCUCUUUCAAAUGCUAAUUCUAGUACUGCAACUGCGGAACAUCAUGGCUAUAGCUUAUUAGACAAGGCUUUAUCUGCGUCUGAUAAGGAAAUAAUAUACACGAAUAAAGUGAAUUCGAAUAGUCAGAUAGACUCUGAUAAUUAUUCUCACGAGAGUGGAGCCAGUACUAAUAACGAGACAGAUGACAAUGCAUCUCCAGAGAUCCUAGACUACACAAAAUUUGAUUCGUUCCCUUAUCCCCCGUCCUCUGCGUCUAAUGAAGAACCACCAGAUUUAAGAGUGCUAAGUAUCGAGUGUGAGCAGGAAAACGAAAAAGAGCUACGACGAAUAUCUUUAUUGUUGGAUCAUUACGAAUCGAUACCGAAAAUACCAAAUUUGUCAGAUAAUGAGGCCCUAUCUAAAUUUCGUGAGAAUAUUGAAUUGAUUUUACAGCUAUCUAAAAAAAUUGAUGAAAAUGCAAAUAUUUUAGCCAUUUCCUCUGAAGACCCUCAAAAAUUUGUUAAUUUUGUAAUGAAAAACCCUCCUUCGUUAUCAUUCAGAGAUUUUAUUGAUAGAAUUCAGAACAAAUGCAUGUUUGGUGCGGUUGUUUACCUUGGUGCUACCUAUCUUCUCCAACUGGUAUUUCUUACAAGAGACGAAAUGAAUGGUCCCAUCAAGUUAAAGACUAAAUUGCAAGAGGACCAAGCCCAUAGGAUUAUCAUAUCCACAAUACGAAUUGCCACUAAGUUACUAGAAGACUUUGUUCACUCACAGAACUAUAUUUGCAAAGUGUUUGGUAUCUCAAAAAGGCUGCUAACCAAACUAGAAAUCUCUUUUAUGGCAUGUGUAAAUUUUGAUGGAUUAAUGAUCACCUGUGAAAAAAUAGAAAAGACACUGCAUAUUCUUGAUGAUACAAGACAGGCAUUAGGAAAUACAUGA